UUUAAAAUGAUCAAAAACAUAGUAUUUGUUUGUAUUAGUGAUACUCAUGGAUUACUUGGUACUAGUCCAGAUAAAAAUGCUUCUAAAUCAAUAAUGCCUAAAGGAGAUGUAUUAAUCCAUUGUGGUGAUUUUACAAAUUAUGGAGAAAUUGAAGGUAUAAGAAAAUUUAAAAAAUGGUUGAUUGAAUAGCCAUUUAAACAUAAAAUUUUGAUAGCAGGAAAUCAUGAUCGUUCUUUUGAUUAAAUAAAAUAUCCUCAACUUUACAAUCAAAUGAAAGAGGAAAUUGAAGACCUUAAAAACUAAUGUCAUUAUUUAUAUAAUAAUUCAUGUAUUAUUGAAGGUUAUAAAAUUUGGGGAAGUCCGUACUCCUUAGAAUUUUGUAAUUGGGCAUUUUAAUUGGAUCCUCGAAAUGCUAAAUAAUUUUGGAAUCAAAUUGAAGAAGGAACAGAUAUUGUCGUAACUCAUGGUCCUUCAUAUGGCCAUGGAGAUUUAGUCGAUAACUCUGGUAAUGUUGGUGAUAUAGAAUUAUUAAAUAAAAUUAAAUAGAUAAAACCAAAAUAUCAUUUAUUUGGUCAUAUUCAUGAAGGUUAUGGUAUUACAGAAGAGAAAGUUGAUGAAAAUAUAAUAAAAUUUGUAAAUUGUUCCAGUUUGAAUGAAUACUAUAAAAUUACUAAUUUACCAUAUAUUUUCGAAUUACCUUAGAAAUAAAAUAUAGAUAUUUGA
Paramecium sonneborni is the source of this 723-nucleotide messenger RNA. The record is from the annotation of a GenBank genome assembly. Lineage: Eukaryota; Ciliophora; Oligohymenophorea; Peniculida; Parameciidae.